UGGGGUAAACCACGAAGCGGGAUGGUCUCGAAAGCGACUCGAGGGUAUUUUCAUCGCGGCAGUGCAACAUGUGCACCCAGUACUACCGGUGCACGCAUUCGUCUCGAUCACUCUCUACCAGCUCGCGUUACCAAAUUUGUGGCGGGCAGCGGGUGCGUUCGACCUCCGGCAGAUAUGAGUCGCGUCAGUGAUAGCUUUCGUGUAGUCUGUUGUUAACUUCUCGAUCGAUGAUGAUUAGUGACGAUCUCAGUGCGAUCGGCGCCUUAUCGUUGGAGAACAUCAGCGAAAUGUAGGUAGUCGGAUGACGACAAUAUUGUUACCCGCGAGAUGGUAAUAUGGCGAACAUUAAGGUGGCCGUGCGCGUGAGACCGGUAUCUGUUAGGGAAUUAAAUUUGACGGGGUCCGCAUUGGUGGUUCGCGCGGAAUCGAAUGAGAUCUCCUUGACGAAUUUGAAGAUAUCGUCGAACAAAGUCGGAGACAGUCGCGAGAGGACUCGGAGAUAUGAUUUUGAUUACUGCUUCGAUUCUUCGGAUCCUGAAACGAAGAAUUACGCCACUCAAGCGACAAUCUACGAGACAUUAGGACAGUCCAUCCUGGAUGCUAUGUUCUCUGGAUAUAAUUCUUGCCUGGUGGCUUACGGACAGAGCGCGUCGGGCAAAACCUACACCAUGAUGGGCACGAAGGAGGAUCCAGGACUAAUCCCACGGCUCUGCGAAGGAAUCUUCUCAAAAAUCGAGCAGGAGAGCGAGCACGAGAGGAUCUAUCGCGUGACAGUUAGUUAUCUGGAGAUAUAUAACGAGAGGGUAAGGGAUCUCCUGAAGCCGUCGACGAGCACGAGCGGUCUUCGAGUUCGAGAACAUCCUCGACUAGGACCUUACGUUCAAGGAUUGACGCACCAUGUAGUUCGCACCCUGGGGUCGUUGAUAUCAUACGUGGAGGAAGGCACGAAGGCGAGGAAGACAGCCUCGACACUUCAGAACCCCAGCAGCAGUCGUAGCCACGCUCUACUGACCGUCGAUCUCUCGCAGGAGACGACCGACGCCGAGCGUCCUAACGGCAGUGGUACUUCUUCGUCCUCCAGGAGGCAAGACGCCACUCCGCGCGGCGGUAGCAGGUUGCACCUAGUCGAUCUGGCGGGCAGCGAGAGCGCGGCCACCUGCAGCGGCGUUCAUCGACUGAAGGAAGGUGCGAAUAUCAACAAGAGCCUAGUGGCUUUAGGGAACGUGAUAUCCGCACUCGCCGAGAGAGGCUCAACCGGAAGUAGGCCAGGAAGAAGAUACAUCCCUUACAGAGACUCUUCGCUCACUUGGCUGUUGAAGGAUGCACUCGGCGGAAAUGCCACCACCAUUAUGCUCGCCACGAUCUCUCCGGCUAGCGGAAGUUACAACGAGACCGCGCACACCCUACGAUUCGCGCAAAGAGCGCAGAGCGUGGUCAAUCGACCAGUGGUCAACGAGGAUCCCGUGGAGAGAAUCAUUCGUGAAUUAAGGGCCGAGGUCGCCAGAUUGAAAUCUUUAUUAUCGGAAAAGGAUAUCGACCAGACUAAGGCGCCGUGUUGCUGCGGCAAAGUUCAAAGUUCAAAGGAUUCCGCGACGGACCCUCAGUAUCGCACAGAACAGGAAUCGCUCAACACCUCACGAUCCAAAAAAUCUGAUCAUAAGAACAAGACUAUACAAUCGAAAGAUAACAGAUUUCUCAAUGUACUUCCGAUAAGAAGAUUCAAUUCCAGUGACAGUGUGACGGCUUAUGAGACGGGUUCUUCAAGGUCCAUCAGAAAAUUCAAAUCUUUCGAGCAUCUGCAACUUCCGGAUCGCUUUGUUGGCAGUUAUAAACAGGCCAAGGUUACCGAGUUGAACGACGAGGACGACGAGGUGGUGGACGAGAUCAAUGAACCGGUUUUCGUGGAUAUACCUACGCUGGUAGCUGUGCUGAUCAAGCCGGACGACAGUUUGCAAGAAUCGUCGGCACAGAUCGAGGAGAUUUGUUCCGAUGAAGUGCAAGAAGAUUCGAUCGAUGCCGAUUUUAUAGAAGGCAGCAAUGAAGAUUUCGAAGGACCGGAAAAAAUUGACGACGAUCCUGAUGAUCGCAGUAGCUCAGCAAAUUCCUGCAUCUUGAAAGACUCGGAGAUUGUUGAUCUUCAUCAAAUUACGUCAGAAUGCCCUCCACAAAGUCCGGCAUCCGUUGGAAGAAGCAGACCGAGAGGUAAAUUCAGUAAGCAAAAUUCCGUCGAUUUACCUUCGUCAAAUUUGAACGUCUCAAAGAAGUUCGGCUCUAUCGACGGGAUUAACAAGAAGAAAGAACCAUUUUUCGGUGUUCAACGAUCGCAUACGAACUUGGAGAAACGUCCGACGCUGCCCGAUCGUGGAAAGAAGCUCAAUAAUAUUCGCGAGAUUGACGAUCGCAAGGCAAAUAUUAAGUCGACGAAUAUUUGGAGAGCGAUCGGCAGCAAGGAUCAUCUGCAGAGAAAGAGCAGCAACGAGUCUGACAAGAGUCUGAAAGACACCAACAGAGCAGGUAGCUAUAAUAAUAUUGGCAGAAAGCCGAGUUUGGAAAGCUUGAAAAGGAAAACUAGCAAGGACAGUAGCUCAAGCAGCUCCAAGGACGAACAGAUCUUGAUUUCGAAUUUGACGCGCGACAGGUUAGCGCGCAGAAAGAGCUCCUUAGAUCGGGAAGCAGCGACGGCAGCGGCGGGUGGUUUAAAGCAUCACACAGCCAUUCAGAAAGUAAAACGCGCCGAGAUUGUGGCGGCCGUCACAGAAAGACUCUACUCCAGUAGAAAGCCCAUAGAAGAGGCCAACAUGGCGAGUAGCAAUACAUCGGGUACGCGUUCACCGCCGGAAAGUACCGACGUGAAGAUGCCAGGCAGUCUCCUAGCGCGAUCGAAACUUCAGGAGAUUUCGCGGAAAAUGCUGAUGAAACGACGAAGGAUCAACGUGGACACGCAGACGGAAACGGCGUCGACGCUGCGCUUCAAGGAUAUAGCGUGUCUGACGGACGAACCUAAGGUGGUACUUCAAGACGCAGCGGUCCUCACAGACGAUCAUACGGACGUCGCGGUAAUCGAAAUGGUAGAUCGUCGAUUACCUGUUCUUAGGGUAAAGGACAUGGCAACGUUGACGGAUCAACGACCACCAACCAGCAUCUUCCGCUGCAAGGAUGCCGAAAGCUUGACCACCGACCUCGACUUCGAUGACUAUGAACUUCACUCGCCGCGAAAUGAUUCCGGUAUACUUUCCGACGACGUGCAGAACUAUACUGAGAGCAAUCUGUCUAGCGCUGAUGUAUCCGAGUUUUAUCCGGAAGGUGACAAAAAAGUACCGUGCGUGAAUAUCGUGGAUAGUUCGACCAAUACGUUCCUCUCGUCGCCGGGGAGGAAUUCGGCGGUGCAAACGGCACGUUUAGAAGCAGUGAGUCAGCAAAAAAAUAAUUCGGAGAGCAGAAACUAUAGCAAAUGCUGUAGUUUAUUUCACGAACUCAACCAACAUGUACGAGCGAAUAGUCCCGAGAAAAACGUUAUCUCCAUAUCUUUACCGGAAAUGAUCAAUAUAACUAUCGAGAGCACGAAUGGUCUAGAAUCAAGAAUAGCGGUGAUAGACGGCAAUGAUGAUGCCGUAGAAGAGAAAUCGAAACCUAUUUCUAGCGACAAGGCAGCUCAGACGGAUGAAGAGAUUAAAAAUGAAAUCAAAGGAUCUUUUUUAAAGGAUUUUACAGUCAAAUCGACAGCCACUCAGGCGGACGGCAGAGUUUUCAGGAUCGAGAAUAUCUUUCAAGAUCCGAAAGGCAAAAGCUACCAUGACGUGACCUCCGAUUUAAAGAAAGAAAUUGCGAUGAAGAAGUCGAUUACUUUUAAAAGUUCUUUAGGUACUUCUUCUGUCAUCGGGAUGAAAGAGAACAGCACAGAGACGGAAUGGAACGGAAUAUACAUUAAUGAUGUUUGUCACAGAACGCGGCCGAUUCCGAAAGGCGGUUUAACGCAGGCUUUCAUCAUUAAGAAACGUAGCUACAGUUUGAAUCCUAGAAGGACAAUACAAAGAUUUGCCCGUCAUGAUCUAUGGAAGAAUUGGACCCUUCCGUAUCCAGAACAAUCGCCAGAAUUUUCCGAAUUUUAUAACAGAGAGACAGCUAUGCCAUCUUCUACGCAACAAGAUACUAAUUUAGAACUAAUUGAUGACUUAUUCUCUUCUACAAUGAACAGCGAAUAUACUUUUGUCGCUAAAAUUCCAGAAGAAACGGCUCAGGAAUCAUGUAUUCAAGACUCUAAAGACAGAUGCAAGAACUUGAAGAAAUCAAAAUCUGUUUCGCUAAAGAACUUAUUAAACUACGAUUAUAAUUUUUCGGAUGACAGUCUUGAUUACGAUGAAGACAACAUCACGAAGGAAACAGAUGAAGCGAAAGCGGUGGAUUCGCGUGAUGACAAGAAUUACGAGAGCCCUUGUCCUCCGGAUGUCGUUGCGCACACGAAAAAGGAAACUUUGAAGUCGAUGAGUCAUGUAGAUUCGGUUAACGUCGAGUCCUCGAUAGAUGACGAUUUUGAUGAUACUCAGAUCGAAUUUCCGAAGAGAAAACCUACUGAAGUGUCAGAGAAGAAUCUAAUACAGGAUUUCAAGGCAUUAAUCCUAGGAACAUCAUCGAAUAUCGUAGAUAGUGACUCCGAAGAAAAAGCAAAAACGUGUAUCAGGCAGUUUGAUAAUAUCAGCAAGAAAAAGGUGUCUUUUUCAAAUCCUAGUAACUUCGAGGAGAUAUCUGACGUUGUGACUAAUCGUAAAAUUCUAACAUCAAAGCAAAACUCAGAGGUAGCUUUGAAGUCUAUUAUUAAGAAGAUAAAGAAGAAGAAGCCGGUUGUGACUGAAAAUUUGGAUAUCGUUCAAAUGUCGAAUGUCGAAAAUGGUCAGUCCUUGCAACAGAAAAAGAUACACUCAUCAAAGAGCGAGGAAGUUCUAUCUACUUUGAAAGAGAAUCAUGAUUCCGAGGAUUCCGAAAAAUCGCUUAAUGACGAGAAGGUGGAGUUCUCCAAUGAAGAUUAUCGCGAGAAUUCUCGCAACGAAAUUAUCGAAGACAAUGUCGUCAUCAAUGAAGACACCCGUUCUCGUACAGCAUCGAAGAGAAAUAUUCUUGAAGAUUAUUUGAAUGAGGCAAUAACCUUCAUGCGCAACAUGAACUCUAUCAACGAGUACAUGAGUGCCACAAACAUGUUGGAGAACUAUGGAAAGCGUCGCAGAAGACGAGGUCGUCGUGAAAACAAUCCGAGCACGGACAAAGAUUACACAGAGUUCCGAGGGCGCAGAGUUAGCCUGAAGGAUGACACCGACAAAUACUUGCAACCGGAUAAUGAUGAAGUUGUUGCUGUCGAAUCCUACGUGAAAUGUUUGAAAGGUAUCGAGAGAUUGGAGGCAUGCAUCGAUAAAGUCAGCAAGCAUAAUCAGGUCCUUCGGGACAAAUAUGGUAUCGAUGUCGAGUCUGCUGGCGCUAAAUCGAGUUUAGCGAGUCCCAGUGUAGACUCCGGUGUGUUCAGCAUCAUUGACAACGCGAUCCAUCAAUGCGGGAAUACUGUUUCCGAAAAUGAUGCUGAGAAUUGCGAUGAGUCCAAUCUUUUCAGGAUUUCCUUGCCGCUUUUGUCUUCCACUCGAAUUGACGUCACAAAACGGUCUACGUCAAAUGAGCCAGAAAAGUAUCGAGCUCUUACUGAGACAGACGAACACGAUCUUGACGACAAGAACAACAAUAUUACAACUGAGGAUGAUCUCGAGCGUAAAAUCUUCGAUCAACUAAUGGGCGCAGCCGAUUUUAGUAAAUGCUGGAGUCUGAAACAAUCCCGACAGGAACGCCUCCGGAAAAUAUCCGACCUUAGAUCGCAAAGCCCGACAACUUACUCCAAGUUACGAGGGACUUUUCAACAAGACACUCAUGGCAUUCUUAAUUUCGACGAAGUUUCUACCGCCGAGGAUUAUCUCGGCCACAUUCGUGGAAUUGAGAGUAGCGCCUGGACAUUUAAGAAAACGAAACUCUCGGAUCAAGCGGACGAUAUAUCGUCUACUAACUCGAGGACAUCGAUCGGUUUAAAGAUUGAUUCUGAAGAAUUUUGCAACGAAUCGCCGAAAGACUACGAUAAUCUGUCAGACAUUGAAGCGUCAAACGAACCGACGAUUUUCGAGAUAAAGCAUCAUGAUUAUCUGGCAGACCCUGCAAAAUUGAUCGCGAUAGGACAAACGCCUUAUGUAAAAAAAGAAAUCACGCGGAGGUCAAGAGAUAGUUUAAGAACUGAUUUAAUGAAUCCCAAACUUGGAGAUUCUUUCACCGUGGAAUUGAAAUAUCCCGGUAGUCCAAGGGCGAAAUUUUUGGAGCUUUUAAAAGAGAGAAGACGUAUCGUAGAAAACAGCAGAGGUACGAAUGCAUUUUAAGGAUAUCAUUCAAGCGAUCUUUCUUUUAAAAUUAUAGAUUAUAAUAUACCUAUUAUAACAUUUGUAAUAUAUUCAUAUGUAUAUUCUUAAUCUUUAGGGUUUUAAUUUUGUCUGUAAUAAUUGUAGAAACUGUAGGAACAAAUAGGUAACGAAUGUAUUCAGAUAUUUCAUUAGAUUAAGUAAUAAUACAGAACACUUUACCUCUAUAUUAUCACUGUAAAUAAAAAUUUUUA
Messenger RNA from Temnothorax curvispinosus, 6631 nucleotides. RefSeq names its product centromere-associated protein E-like. NCBI's taxonomy places the organism in Eukaryota, Metazoa, Arthropoda, Insecta, Hymenoptera, Formicidae. Gene Ontology annotation, cellular component: kinesin complex; microtubule. Gene Ontology annotation, molecular function: plus-end-directed microtubule motor activity; microtubule binding; ATP hydrolysis activity. The coding region runs from base 336 to 6398 and encodes 2020 amino acids. Gene Ontology annotation, biological process: microtubule-based movement. The transcript has 8 exons. The record is from RefSeq and is a predicted model, not a curated record.